Strongyloides ratti is the source of this 720-nucleotide messenger RNA. Its product is annotated as Sulfotransferase family and P-loop containing nucleoside triphosphate hydrolase domain-containing protein. NCBI's taxonomy places the organism in Eukaryota, Metazoa, Nematoda, Chromadorea, Rhabditida, Strongyloididae. Gene Ontology annotation, biological process: positive regulation of response to oxidative stress. Gene Ontology annotation, cellular component: membrane. Bases 1 to 720 code for a protein of 239 amino acids. The transcript has 2 exons. The record is from RefSeq and is a predicted model, not a curated record. Gene Ontology annotation, molecular function: chondroitin 4-sulfotransferase activity.
AUGAUUGGAGCUAUUAUAUGUUAUUUAUAUAAUGAUAAACUUUUUUUAUCAAAACAUAAACAUCUUAAUGAAGAUUACUGGGCAUCAAGAGCAUGUAGUAGUAAAAUUGUUGCAUCAAAUUUUAACCAAAUAUCUAAUAAGUUUAAUAAAGGAAGAUUUAAGGAGCUUCAAAAUAAAUGGAAACAUAUUGUAAUAAUAAGAAAUCCUGUUGAACGAUUUUUAAGUGGUUUUACACAUUUAUGUAUCUUAAGAAUGAAUGAUACUAAUUCUUUAAGUUCAUGUUAUCAUUGUAAAGGAAAUAUGGAAUGUGUUCUUAAAAAUUUAUACAAAACAUUAAAAGCUUAUUCUCAUAGAGAAAAAGAAACAACUUUUCAUAUUAAAUAUCAUUUUUUUCCACAAACAUGGUUAUGCCAAUAUCAAAAAUAUAAAAAUAAAUAUAUUAAAGUUAAAUAUGAAUCUAUGAAAAAUGAACAAUUUUAUAUACAAUUACUUAAUGUGUUUCGUUCACGAAAUAUACCAGAAAAUAAAUUAAGUUACAUCAAAUGGGAACUUAAACAUUCACAAAGUUUUCAUGCAACUAAUGGAACAAUUAUUCAUGAAAAACAAAGAGAAAUACUAUACAAUAAUCCAUUUCUUCUUAAACUUCUUUCUAUAAUAUAUAAUGAUGAUUUUCUUGAAUUUAAUUUUGAUUUUCCUAUUAACAUUAACAAAAAUUUAUAG